AUGGACCACGGGGAGCGGCCGGAACAUCUUCCUGUCAACUGCUACGUCGUCCCGCAGACCACGGGGAGCGGCCGGAACAUCUUCCAGGGCGGCAGCCCGCUGUCGUCGUCGCUGCCCCUCCUGGGCGUGCAGCUCGUCCUCAUCGUCGCUGUCACCCGCGUCCUCUACUUCUUCCUCAGGCCGCUCAAGCAGCCCCGCGUCGUCUCCGAGAUCGUGGGUGGCAUUAUACUUGGCCCGUCGUUCCUGUGCCGCAACGACGAGUUCAGGCAGCUGGUGUUCCCGCCGAGGGGUGAGCCGGUGCUGAACACGGUGGCGACGUUCGGGCUCAUGUACGUCAUCUUCCUCAUCGGCGUCCGGAUGGAUCCGAGGCUCGCCGUCCGGUCCGGCAAGAAGGGCGUGGUCAUCGGCCUCUCCGGCUUCCUCCUUGCGCUUGCCCUGACGGCGAUGGGCUCGAAAGGCGACGCCCUCGCGGAGGAGCAGGACGUGUCGAAGCGCUUCACGUUCCUGUUCGCGCUCUCGGCCUCGCUCUCCGUCACGUCCUUCGCGGUGCUGUCCCCGAUCCUGUCCGAGCUCAACCUCCUCAACUCCGACCUCGGCCGAAUCGCCAUGUCGGCGUCCAUGACCACGGACGGCAUCGCGUGGCUCAUAAUGGUGGGCUACGUCCUCACCGAGGCGUACCUCGUGUCGCCGGCCACGUCGCUCUGGGCCUUCAUGUCCGUGGCGGCGCUAGUCGCGUUCAUACUGCUGGUGGUGCGCCCGAUAGCGCUCAUGGUGAUCGAGCGCACGCCGCCGGGCCACCCGGUGGACGAGACCUACGUCUUCUUCUUCCUCCUCAUUGUGCUCCUCGUCGGGCUGUACAGCGACAUCAUCGGCACCAACUCCUUCCACGGCGCGCUCAUGCUGGGGCUGGCGAUCCCCGAUGGCCCGCCGCUCGGCACGGCGCUCGGCGAGAAGAUCGAGGCCAUGGUGUCAGGGCUGAUACUGCCGCUCUACUACGCCAUGACCGGGCUCAGCACCGACGUGUGGGAGAUACAUUGGGGCAGGUUGCAGAUGGUCAUGAUCCUUGCGUGGAUCGGAAAGCUGGCCGGCGUCAUGGCGUCGUCGGUGUACCUUGAGAUCCCGUUUCUGGACGCCGUCUCGCUCAGCCUCUUCAUGAACUCCAAGGGCAUCGUCGAGAUCAUCACCUUCACCUUCUUCGUGACCAACAAGCUGAUUGGCAAGCACACUUUCAGCGCGCUGGUGUGCUCGUCGGUGCUGAACACGGCGCUGUCCGUGCCGUUGGCGGGGUUGCUCUACGACCCGGCGCGGCGCUACGCCGUGUACAAGCGGCGCACGGUCCAGCACCUCAAAGCGGACGCCGACUUGCGGAUUCUGGCGUGUGUCCACGACGAGUCCCACGUCCAGGGCACGCUCGCGCUACUGGAGGCGUCGCACGCCACGCCGCAGACGCCCAUCGCCCUCUACCUCCUUCAGCUCGUGGAGAUCGCCGGCCGCUCCGCACCGGUGUUCAUACCCCACAAGCUCCGCCGGAGCGCCUCCACAGUCGGCCCGGCACCGACGUCCACCGACUCUGACCGCAUCAUCAACGCCUUCUUCCAGUACGAACAGCGGCAGCCGGAGGGCGCCGUGUCCGUGCAACCCUUCACAACCAUCUCCCCCUACUCCUCCAUGCACGACGAGGUGUGCCGCCUCGCCGUCGACAAGCGAACCUCGCUCAUCCUCCUCCACUACCACAAACGCCACAUGCUCGCCGGCGGCAUGCGCGCCGCCAUGGGGCUCCGCGUCGUCAACCGCAAGGUGCUGGAGGUCGCGCCGUGCUCCGUCGGGGUCUUCGUCGACCGCAACGCCGGUAACGUCCAGGAGGAGCUCGUCGGCGACAUGGAGAAGAUCGUCGAGGUGCUGAGGGGCCUCGACAAAGCCGGCUACGACCUCGUCAUCGUCGGAAUGCGGCACAGGUGGUAUCCGGUGAUGUCCGCGAACGGGCUGUCGGACUGGAGCGAGUGCCCCGAGCUCGGAGUCAUCGGCGACCUCCUCGCGUCGUCCGACUUCGACACGCCGUACUCUGUGCUCAUCAUGAAGCAGCAGGACCAGGGCGGGCUGAAUGCCGCCGUGCCGGGUGCCCAGGACGUGUGGCACGGCGACGAUGGUGGGCCGGCGCCGCCGCCAGAGCGAACAAUGACGACCGCUGGAUCUAGCAAGUUCCGGCAGUAG
This is a messenger RNA of Lolium rigidum, 2211 nucleotides long. Its product is annotated as cation/H(+) antiporter 15-like. The record is from RefSeq and is a predicted model, not a curated record. Gene Ontology annotation, biological process: regulation of pH; proton transmembrane transport. Gene Ontology annotation, cellular component: membrane; endomembrane system. The transcript has 4 exons. Bases 1 to 2211 code for a protein of 736 amino acids. Gene Ontology annotation, molecular function: antiporter activity. Lineage: Eukaryota; Viridiplantae; Streptophyta; Magnoliopsida; Poales; Poaceae.